GUUUGGUUUUUUUGGAGUGAAUUGUCAACAUGAAUGCAGUAUGUUUUGUUCAACAUCCAAAAACUGCAGCAGAAUUAGUGGUUUUUGCCAUGGGGGAUGUAAACACGGAUGGGAAGGCGUGGAUUGUUUGGAAAUACGAGACUAUAAAGUAAGCAGAAUUCUAGGAUGGACAGAGACAGUGGCAGUUUUGUCUAUCAGUUUGUCAGUAAAUCUCUGCGUGUUGCUUGCCUACUGUAAAAGAAGGUAUGCUGGGCCUCAAAAGAGGAGAAAACUGAACAUUAGCAGAUAUAAUAGUUCCAGAAACUUCUUGUCUGAGGAGGCACAGACAGAUCCAAUUGGCCUUGAUGAUCAAGAAUACGGUAGAAGAGAAUACAAUGAAUUGCAGCUCCUCAACGGAGAAAAUCAUUAUUGGAACAUGUAGU
Saccostrea cuccullata (small rock oyster) is the source of this 422-nucleotide messenger RNA. RefSeq lists its product as uncharacterized. The record is from RefSeq and is a predicted model, not a curated record. Bases 41 to 421 code for a protein of 126 amino acids. The transcript has 3 exons. Lineage: Eukaryota; Metazoa; Mollusca; Bivalvia; Ostreida; Ostreidae.